Molecule: messenger RNA, 267 nt
Organism: Knipowitschia caucasica
Lineage: Eukaryota; Metazoa; Chordata; Actinopteri; Gobiiformes; Gobiidae
Source: the annotation of a GenBank genome assembly
AUGAGCACAAUAGACUUUCCUUCACGCACCACAGCUGCAUCUACACAAAGGGCUUUUCACGGAGACGCGUGGUGCAACAACGCCCCCCGGAGGACACCCACGCGCCCUGCAGGACAGACACGCUCACACAGACACACACACAUACACUGGCUCCAUCGCGUGGACAGAGCACAAAGAGAAGAACCUGAGGAGAAGAACCUGAGGAGAAGAGCUCUUCACUUGAUAAGUCUGACGUGGAACAAAUUCCUCUUGAGAUUAAAGAUCUGA